Molecule: messenger RNA, 1715 nt
Organism: Ipomoea triloba (trilobed morning glory)
Lineage: Eukaryota; Viridiplantae; Streptophyta; Magnoliopsida; Solanales; Convolvulaceae
Exons: 1
Coding region: 1093-1581 (162 amino acids)
Source: RefSeq, a predicted model, not a curated record
UAGGGUGGGAACAAUGUUAUAUACAUUAAUCAAACCAAUUAUUCUUCUUUUUUUAACCACAAACCGCAAUCCACUUAUAUGAAAUCUACUUCAUAUUCUUAAUUGAAAUUGAAAUAAAGUAUAUAAUUUGAUAAAUAUCGUAUAUAAGGAUAAGACUACAUCCAUAUCAGAAAUGAAAUUCAAGCUCUGAUAGUCGAUCGAGUAAUCUGCGCCCAGUAGAGCUUAGCCAAGAGUAGACCGAAAUGGUCUCGCGAAGCCGGUCCCCGUGUGAUGAAGAUCCUUGAUUAGCUUGAUUUCUUGAAAGAUUGGGUUAGUGUUCAGUGUGCCAGGUCAAAGAAAGAAAGAGAGGGGGAAGAAGCGGGGUAGAGGAAUUGGCAAACUCAUCAGGCUCAUGACCUGAAGACUGCAGGUUCGAAUCCUGUCCCCGCCUAAUCAUCUGAGGCCGUAGUCAGCCUCCAGAUUGGAUAUUCCGUUAGUAACUUAGUGAAUGCGCUACAAGAACUUGGCAAAAUAAAAUGAGAAACUAACCUAAUAAAUUUUUUUUCAUUCUACGAAAGAAAGGGUUCCACUUAGAUUGUUGGAAAACAAUCCAUACCGUAGGAUCCAAGAGCUCAGAUAAAUCAACAAACACAACAGCUCAAACCUCAUAGUUCAUCGAUGCUACAGCUAGAGUUAGAGUUAUAGCCGUUGUUUGACUUUAUAUUGUAAUAAGUUGUUGUAGGAGCUGCUCCCGUUGGUCUUGUCUUGCUACGAGGUUGUGUAACAAAUAUCGUAGUAUAGUUGCAGACAAGAAAGUUGCUGUGACGUGAACUGCGCUGUGCUCAUCAAACAAAGUUACGGCUGCUCCGUGCAGAAUUAAAAAAUGCCAUACCCAUGUUUUUCUUGGUAAACCCAACCAGCGAUUUCCGUGAGCAAGAACAAGUCACUCUUCUUUUUAAAGAAAGAUAUUGCGUAUAAAGAUAGAUAGAGAGAGAUAGUAAGUAUCUUAAGCGGCCGAGAAUGUUAUGUAAAAAGGACCAACGAGGAUCCUAAAGGAGAAGGAGGAGGAGUAGGAGGAGUCAGUUUGAAGAUCGAGGAAAAAAUAGGACAAUUAUGCCAUUCGGAAGAAGUCUUCUACAGAAGAAAAGCCUGUUACGAGUAAGUGGAGAGGAAAGAUCUCCAGAGAUUCUUAUCUCAUUCCAUUCCAGUGGCUCAACCAGUAACCAAUGGCGAAAACUCAAAAAUCCAUGGUUUCCCGGUAGAACCCUAUUUCGCCCAAGUAGUUUCUUAACCGGAAAAAAGAAGCGGUUUUUCGCACAGCUUGCUCAUAGUGCAGGUCCCACUUGUAUAUCGUAUUUGGCCGAAGAAGCAUCGGACAGGUUGGAGUUCUUACCUUCUUGGGACUCCAUGGACCAAGAUCUGCUUUUAUUAUAUGGUCAAUACCGAUCUACUUUAGUAGAUCAUAUGGAUGUAGAAAAAGCUUCUAAUUUUGAUGAAUUGGAAACAUCUUUUUUCCAUUUCUAUUUACCCAGUUCAUAUCUUUGUUUCGUGUGUUCCUGGGAGGAAUUCGAUCUCUUAAAUUUCGGAAUACCACCUAAAUAACUGCGGCCAGAGAGUAAAAUAGGUCGGGAAGAAAGAGUCUGAGGUCGGGUCGGACGACAUACAUCUUGGUUGGUCCCACCACCACUAGAGAUUGGACAUAUAUAUAAUCUUUCUUCUAAAAAAGAAGAUAUAAA